UCCACCGGCCUUUUGUUUACAUCUUCAGGAAAAAAUACAGACGUGUUUGCGGGUUGUUCCAAGUCCAAGCACAUAGACUUCACGCUUGCUGCACCAAUAGCUGCUUAGAUUCACUGCAUCCCUAUUUCUCCUAGACCCAGGUGUAUCCAAGCCACUACUACUACAAGCACGACGCCAGAUGAAUAGCGUGCAAUCCCCCUAUUCCAACACAGGUAGCAGUUCACUAAAUUAUGUAGCCACGCCGAUCGUGGUUCACCUUACGGACACUCCCCACACAUUGCUAGAUCCAUCGCUCGCGCCUGCCCCGACGGGGUUAGAGCGGCCAAUUAAGUCGUAUCCUCUCAGCGACAUUCCCGACUUGCAUAUCCAACAGGCUCUUAUCAUCAAAGACCUACUCUACGUGCUUCUUGGUCACGAAGGCUACUACGUCCGGUACAGUGAAAAGUACUCACCCGGCUCCCCGACCUCGCGUUUGCUCGGCCCCGACUUCAAGAUUGCCAAGCAUUUAGAUGUCAGUUUGAAGGACAUCACCAAACGCGUCGCUCGGUGUGGAAAAAUGUAUGUCUCCAUCUACAGUUUCCUCGAGCAGUAUGACAAAGCAAUUUUCGGUCAGGUAAACCAGCUGCUCUGUGCCCAGAUUCGUGGAUUCAUCACCACGGUUUACCAUCCACUAGUGGUGCAACUUGAGACCGAGUUCAACACCCGAGACUCCUCGUUGAAUUUGAUCAGAGUGGACCAGGUAUGUCAGGAAGCAAUUACGGUGCCUCUCUCCCACCUUUACGAGAUUGUAACCAUAAUUCACCAGGAAAACCGUAACCGGCACCAAAAACGUGCUGGUAAUGCCCACGGCGACUUGCUAGCGUCCAUUAAACAUGAUCUACGUGACCUUAAUUCGCUUGAGCUUCUCUCAGACACCACCCCGUCGUUGUAUAUCACAGGUCAAGCAACUCUUCGCAUCGUCCAGGAGUGCCUUGAUGCCAAUCAGGCAGAUGAGACUUCGUUUCGGUUCCUCACAGGGCUUUUUGACCAGGUAAGCAGCUCCUACUUACACAUGCUCAACCAGUGGCUCGUGCAUGGCACGGUGAACGACCCGUACGAUGAGUUUCUUGUGAAGGAAGUGGAUCCACCCGCAAACAUCACCAUCCGUAACAGUGACCGCUAUUGGGAAUCCAAAUUUGUCAUCCGCAAGGAACAGGACCAGGCAGGAAACGAUAUCAUGAUGAAACAGUUUGUGUCUAAGGCCGUUCAGUUAAAGAUUCUCCGCGUUGGGAGAUAUUUGAACGUGAUCAAAUGCUGUGGCAUUGAUGUAUGCAGUCUUGACGGAGGCUCGACGUCGAACAUCCAUAUCGGCUCCAUCUACUCCUCUAAUGCUAGCAGUUUCAUUAUGGGUGCUAUUUCUAGCACCGACUUCGAUAUCAGGUUGGAAAACGCAUAUCGUCGUGCAAACCGCCUCAUCUUCAAGCUCUACUCCCAGGGGUAUGACUUGCUCUCUCUGCUUCAAUUCAUGAAGCACUUCUGGUUUCUUCAGCAGCAAAAGGCAGUGCAAUACGACGAGUUUUGUCAGAGUUCCUUGGCGGAGUUGAAGAAACCGGGAAAUAUGGCCUCGUUGAGUCGCCUAACUCGUCAUUUCCAGCGCUACGUUACGGGUGUUCUGGAAAUCCCUGAUUCUAUCCAGUCUGUCCUUCUCCAACUUACAAGGUUAAGCAUGACCGCUGACAACUAUUACACCCAUUUGCUUGAUAUCCUAGCUAUUAAACCCACCUUUGCGGAGAUGGACUACCUGGGACAUGCUGGAGACUCUUUCCGUUUCCUCUUAAAGAAGUCUCUUGAGUUCAAGAGUCACAGAGUAGACGACUCUAUGAUAAGCAAUAGUCCAAGCGGGGGGGAUAGCUCUGGUGCUGAUAAGUAUGCCAUUUUCAACAUGAAUGUUGAAGUGACGUUGCCGUUUCCGUUGAACCUCCUCUUUAAGGAAGAUAUGCUUGCUUCUUUCAGUCUCAUCUCUCGCAACUUGCUCAUUGCCAAGUUUCUCGUCCACUUCCACGGGACAGUAUGGCGAGAGAUGAAUCGGGGUGUAUGGAGGUAUCCGAAGCUUUCAGGGCCCGUGAAAAAGUGGAUACUCCGUAUGCGAGUGUUUCAUUCAAUGCUCCAGUCCUUUUUGGUUGAGUACAGCUACUACUUGAACCAUGAUGUGAUGGAGCCAGAGUGGGCCCAGAUGAAUCGGAAGGUGAUCAAAGCUUGUGUAUAUGCCGAGAACUACCAGGAGACGGUGCCUCUGGACGGUUUCUCUUUCAACUCUACCAGUGGCCAAGAUGUGGACUUCCAUAAUACAGUCCAGGAGAUCCAGUCAUGUCUCAAUGCAAUCAUGAAGGGGUCUUUCCUCGUCAACAAGGAACUCAUUGAGUUGCUCCAGAAUAUCUUGAUGAUUAUCCUCCAGUUUGACCAGUUUGCGCUCUCGUUGUCUAAAACUAUUAUCCACCUAGAUGCCACCUUGUUUGAAAAGCACUACGGGCAGGAUGGCUCUCGUUCAUUUGAGCCGGUCAAGAACAAAGAGCGGGUGCAGAAAAUGAAUGUUUACUUGAAUCGGUUGUGGGAGCUGUGGAAUGAUCAGAUGGGAAAUUAUUUAGAAGGGCUUGAGUACUUAGGCACUCUGGAGAAUGAUUGCUUCUUGAAGUUGUUCCACCGUUUGAAGGUGGUUCAAUAAGGGAAGGGAAUGACUGAACCCCCAACUAGAACCGAUGCCCUAGAUCCAAAGCUGAGUACACUUUUCUGUGUUUAUAUUUGGUGCUAGCCUGCGUAUAUGUGUAUAUGUGCAUAUAUAGUAUCUCUGUGUAUAGGUCAUUCAACUACUUUUGAUACCGAU
Molecule: messenger RNA, 2860 nt
Organism: Babjeviella inositovora NRRL Y-12698
Lineage: Eukaryota; Fungi; Ascomycota; Pichiomycetes; Serinales
Exons: 2
Coding region: 179-2701 (840 amino acids)
Biological process (GO): cytoplasmic microtubule organization; microtubule nucleation; mitotic cell cycle
Cellular component (GO): spindle pole; centrosome; equatorial microtubule organizing center
Molecular function (GO): microtubule minus-end binding; gamma-tubulin binding
Source: RefSeq, a predicted model, not a curated record